CAUUGUAGGGGGGAGUUGCUCAACACUUCUCCUUUGAGCAGGCCAUCACCAAAAAAAAAGUAAGAAGAUGCAUAGCUUGCUGCCCAGAAUCUCUUCCUUAUUCCAGUGAAUGCUGCUAAACCAACUUGAAGCACGCAGUCCAGGUAUCCCUACACUUUGAAUGUUUAGGCCAUAAUGACUGCUGAAGAUUCCACCGCUAGGAUGAGUAAUGAUUCCUCCAAACUGCAAGCAAAUAAAGUCCAUAUCCCUGAAGAAGUGGCUAAUGCUCCAAAUGGACCUGUACUAAUACAACUAGUAGAGCGCACUGGAUAUAAUCUGAUUCAAGAGAAUGGCCAGCGUAAGUAUGGUGGACCACCACCAGGCUGGGAAGGGCACCAUCCUCCUCGUGGAUGCGAAGUCUUUGUAGGUAAAAUUCCUCGUGAUGUCUAUGAAGAUGAACUGGUCCCCGUGUUUGAGACAGCAGGAAGGAUCUAUGAAAUGCGCCUGAUGAUGGACUUCGAUGGAAAAAACCGUGGCUAUGCCUUUGUAAUGUAUACUCAAAAAUAUGAAGCCAAGCGUGCUGUCAAAGAACUGAACAACUAUGAAAUCCGUCCCGGUAGACUGUUGGGGGUGUGUUGCAGUGUGGAUAACUGUAGGCUCUUCAUUGGAGGAAUCCCCAAGAUGAAAAAGAGAGAAGAAAUUCUUGACGAGAUCUCCAAGGUGACAGAAGGUGUGCUGGAUGUCAUCGUAUAUGCCAGUGCGGCAGAUAAGAUGAAAAACAGAGGUUUUGCCUUUGUGGAGUAUGAAAGCCACAGAGCAGCUGCUAUGGCAAGGAGGAAGCUGAUGCCUGGAAGAAUUCAACUUUGGGGGCAUCAGAUUGCUGUUGACUGGGCUGAGCCAGAAAUAGAUGUCGAUGAAGAUGUCAUGGAAACGGUAAAAAUCCUAUAUGUGAGGAAUUUAAUGAUUGAAACAACAGAAGAGGCAAUUAAAAAAGCGUUUGGACAGUUUAACCCUGGCUGUGUAGAACGGGUUAAAAAAAUACGAGAUUAUGCCUUUGUACACUUCACCAGUCGGGAAGAUGCAGUUUUUGCCAUGAAUAAUCUCAACGGCAUUGAGCUGGAAGGAUCUUGCCUGGAAGUGACCUUAGCCAAGCCAGUAGACAAAGAGCAAUACACUCGUUAUCAGAAAGCGGCGAAAGGAGGAGGAACGACGACUGAAGUAACUCAGCAGCCAAAUUAUGUUUACUCUUGUGAUCCAUACACUCUGGCAUAUUAUGGAUAUCCAUACAAUGCUUUGAUUGGUCCAAAUAGAGAAUAUUUCGUGAAAGCAGGCAGUGUUAGAGGCAGAGGACGAGGUGCAGCAGGCAACAGAGCCCCUGGCCCAAGAGGUUCAUACUUUGGGGGAUAUUCUGCAGGUCGUGGUAUAUAUAGCAGAUAUCACGAAGGGAAAGGGAAACAGCAAGAAAAAGGAUAUGAGCUUGUACCUAAUUUGGAUCUGUCUACUGUCGGCCCAGUUGCCAUUAAACCUGGCACAGUGGCAAUUCCAACUAUUGGUACUCAAUAUUCCAUGUUUCAAGCUGCACCAACAGCAAAGAUGAUAGAAGAUGGGAAGAUCCAUGCAGUGGAGCAUAUCAUCAGCCCUAUUGCUGUCCAGCAGGAUCCUGCUAGUGCUGCUGCAGCAGCUGCAGCAGCAGCAGCUGUAAUACCUGCAGUUUCAACCCCUCCUCCCUUUCAGGGCCGGCCUAUAACUCCUGUGUACACCAUGGCUCCAAAUGUGCAGAGAAUUCCAGCUGCAGGAAUCUACGGUGCAAGUUAUGUUCCAUUUGCUGCUCCGGCUACAGCGACAAUAGCCACACUACAGAAAAAUGCAGCUGCGGCAGCUGCUGCGGCAGCAUAUGGGGGAUAUGCUGGGUACAUCCCUCAGGCAUUUCCAGCUGCAACAAUCCAGGUUCCAAUCCAUGAUGUCUAUCAAACCUACUGAGACUGCUGGCCAUUGGUGAGGGUGGGAUGGGAUGGGGGAACCUUGAAGGAACAUUUUACUAUUUAUGAAGAACGAACCUACAGAAGAAAAUGUCCUGAUGUGAGUAAACUGAUGAUAAAACCUGGAAGUGAAGUUUAUAUCAAAUAUAUCAUCAUGUUUGAAA
Messenger RNA from Sceloporus undulatus (fence lizard), 2122 nucleotides. RefSeq names its product RNA binding motif protein 47 (gene RBM47). Gene Ontology annotation, molecular function: mRNA binding. Lineage: Eukaryota; Metazoa; Chordata; Lepidosauria; Squamata; Phrynosomatidae. The record is from RefSeq and is a predicted model, not a curated record. Gene Ontology annotation, cellular component: nucleus. The coding region runs from base 175 to 1959 and encodes 594 amino acids. The transcript has 5 exons.